UGAGGAGCAUGAUGUAACAAAAAAAAAUGAAGCGUGAAAAUAAUGAUUUUUUUCCAAUUUUUCUGGUGAAAUUGGCUCACGGAGAUUAAUAUGAAUACCAUUUUAAUCAAAACAACUAUCUGUAUAAAAAAAUCCCAUUUAUCUAACGUUAAAAUUUAGGAAAUCCCUUUCAAACAUAACGAAAAACGAAAUCCCCGCCCACGGUUGAAUGACAGGACAGGCAUUCUCUUCUCAUGUUGAUGAUUAAACAUUUUUGGAAUUUCGCGAAAAAGGAAAUCUGCUACUAAAAAUUUGUCAGUUACAGAAAAAAGUAGUCGAAAAAUCAUCAAAAGUUUUAACAUUCAAGUGCCCAUUUGUCAAAAUAUCUAAAGUUGGUCUCUGAAGACAGCAUCCGUCACCAAUCUCAUGGCGCCCCUGUCAUGGCUUCUCGGGCCACUGGGCCAUCAUUACUAAGGCUGGACUCUGGAGUGGAGCGUCAUUUUGUUUUUAACCUUUCAGCAGGCAAGAACUUCAUCGAAUUAGUGAAAUGUAUUGUGAAAACCUGUGGAUGUUUUUGUUUGAAGUUAGAGACGGUUAAUUGAAUUUACAGUGCAUAAGCAGGUGUCCGAAUUCGGCAUGGAUUGUGGUUUGGUAAAUGGCGUAGACAAUGCACGUCUGUGCAACGGAUCAGUAGCCUCCUUAGUUGCGAAGUUUCUCGAUGAGCCUGUGUCAAAAUCAAAUGAAGGCAAAAUUUCCUGUGAUUUGGUGAAAAAAGUCAAUGGUGAAUGUACUCAGGAUUAUGACAAUCCAUUUUGUGAUGAAAAUUCCAAUAGUUCUCAAAGUGAUGCUUUAGUUAUUGAUGAAACUGUUCCUAAGAAAAAAAUUAGAGGCAAAUCUAAAAGGAAGUCAUUAAAAAUCCAAAAUAAUGAUGUUUCGAUUUCCUCAAAUAUACCCGUCAAUGACAAAUUAAUUGCUGAUAAUAGUGGAAAGACUAGUGAUAAUAAUGAAAAUGCUAUUGUUAAUGGUGACAUAUUGCAACCAAACAGUUUUAAUGAAAGCACAGAGACAGGUGAUAAUGUUGGUGAAGUAUCGGAACAGAGAACUAGUCUAACUCCCCCCCUUCCUUGUGAUGUACCUAGUUUAGAUGAUAGUAAAGUUAGUCCGAAUUUUUUUCACUCAAACCCCUUUUUCAAUGAGUCUCUAUUUGAACUAUCACAAUUACAUCAAACAAAUAAUGUAACAAAAUAUUCACAACCAAGUCCCCUAUCAAGAAUAAAAUCAAAACCCAAAACGACAUUUUUAAAAGAAUCUUAUGGGCAAUAUUUAGGCUUACAGCCAGCAGUACAAUUCAAAUGUCCCAAAUGUGGAGAAUCCGGAUUUGAAUCAUGGAUGACCCUUCAAGAACAUUUUUCGCAGUGCAACGCAAUUCAGACUCGCCAAAAAUCUAUUGAAAAUGUCAAUGUUUCUAGAUUUAAAUUGACCAGGAAAGUUUAUCUGUGUUCAGGAUGUGGUACAUAUUACGAAAAUUGGAAUUUAUAUGUGCACAUGUUAGAAUACCACAAAAGAUAUAUUUGCUUGUAUUGUUUGGGAAUGUUUUCAGCUCUAAAUGAUCUAUGUAAACAUAUCCAAUCACGUCACAAUUUGGAGCCUGGCAUUAAAAACAGUUUGCAAGAAUUUUUCGAGGCUCACACUGAACCUUGUUAUAUAGCUUGUUGUGAGUGCAAUCAACAAUUUAAUGAAAGUGAUAAUUUCAUUUAUCAUAAUUGUACACGUAAUUCUAUUUUUAAAUCUACUAGCAAAAAAUCCACCACCAAGCAUAUCAAAAAUAUAAUUGCACCUAGUCUUCACGUAACAGGAGAUUCUGUAGUUGCUUCUUGUGAUGCAACUCUAGUAGGAGAUGAUAAAGAAGCAAUAAAGUCUGAUCUCGAUGGAAAAAAAGAUUCUACAGUAAAGCAAAAUCAUAAUGUGGCGAAUAAUUUGAGCAACAAGAUCCCAUCGGAUGAUGUUAUUAAUAAUCAAAAUAAUAAUAUAGACAAAAAGAAAAUUGUAGAAAUCAAUAGUAAUGAUAGCCAUAUUGAUCUUACUCCGGAAAAUAGGUGGAAGGAUACGUCAGGACAUCAAUUUAAUCAUGUUGCAGAAAAUCACUUCAAUAAUGUUAGUGGGGAGCAGGACCAUAAUUGUAAAUCUCGUAAAUCUGAUCAAGAUUCAGUGUUUUCUUCAAAUUUUUCUGGCAACAAUCUGGAAGGAGAAACGGGUUACAGAAUGGAUGAUUUUGAAGAGAAUGUAUCUGGUGAACAAGAAGAUCGGGGAUCAAGAGAGAAACAAAAAGAAAGUGAUUUUCGGGAAAAUUUAUCUGGGGAAGAUACGCGACCAGAAAUUGAGCCUGUUGACACUCGAAAAGUGCCAAAACUAUCUUUGAAACUUCCAAAACCGGGUUCAUAUCCGUUGCCAGAUCCUGAAGAUAGUGAUGAUAUGUAUUUGGAUAUCGAUAAUGUUGAAAGCGACAACGAGCAUGAUAGGACUGGAAGUGAUCCAGGAGAAGAACUUGAUGUGAGUGGAGACAACAAGGAUCAACCACAAGAAUCUGUCCUAGAAGAAAAUGAAACCAUACCAAAAAGUCCACAACAUCUUGUGGCAGGUCCAGAUAUUUCGGUCACUAAAAUUGAAUUAGAUCAGCCUUUAGAUAAAAUGGAUAUAAGAAUCCUAUUACAAAAAUGUCUUACAGCUACCUCUCUCACAUGUAUUUAUUGCAAUCACUCACGUAGAAUAGCCGUUAAUGGACGUCAACUAGCUUUGCAUGCGAUGGCUGAACAUCGUUAUUCAGCUAUAAACAAAAGUAUUACAGAAGAAGAACUUAUGCCAGAAAAUUUCAAUAUGCGACUUAAAGAUUGCCUAGAAGAGGUAGAGAGUGUAUUUUUCAAUUUGGCUUCUGGGGCUUCAAACGAAGCAGUGACUUUUUCGCACGUAUUCGAAUGUUUUCAGUGCCAUUUCACUACAUCAAUACAUAAGGAACUUUAUGCCCACAAUAGAAAGUUCCAUUCCAAAAGUUUGUUAUUGUGCAUAAUGUGUAAAUCCAGUUUUUACAGUUAUUGUGAACUAAUUUGUCAUUUAUGCCCAGGCGUAUAUGUAGAACAAGACUUACAUUUCCGAUGCUGUUUGUGCAUAAGCGACGAUUUUCCUUCUUCAUUUAGACUAAUGGUUCAUUUACGAAAAAGACACAACGCCUGUGAUGUUUGUUUGGAAAUGUGCCACAAUCAGUAUAAACUCUCCAAUCAUGUUUGGAAGCAUAAAUUAAAUCAUUUUUGCUAUAGAUGUGGAAUUGCUUAUAGAAACAAGGCUGAUAUCACCAGGCAUUUGUUCUGGAAACAUGGAACUGAAAGUGUGCUUUGUAAACGAUGUUUGCAGAAAAAGUGGUCCCAUGUAUAUCACUUUUGUAUGCCACCUGCAAGUUUUACUUGUGAAGAAUGUAAUUUGGUUUUUAUCAAGGCUGUGUCAUUAAAAGUUCAUAAAAGAUUACAUACUGACGAAAAGAAGCAUGCUUGCACUUGGGAAGAUUGUUCAGAAAUGUUUAUAUCAACACCAUUAAUGCUUAAACACUUGAAACGGCAUACAGAUCCUCCUGAAGAAAUUGUUGUGGAGGAAGAAGUGAAGGAUCACGCAGAAAAUAUUAAAGUUGAAGAAUCCAUGGAGAAAAUAGAGUCUGACGAAGUUGUUGAGGGAGAACUGCCAAAACCUGUUAAGCCUAAAGUAGAUGUUUAUGAUCUUCCCGAAUUGAAUUUAUCUGAGAGUGACUCUAGUGAUGCUGAGAGUGAAGCCAAUCCAGAAGAAAGUAAUACUAGUCAAACUACUUCAGAAAGUAAUAAUAGUCAAACUACUACAGAAAAUAUCACUGAACCCCCAUUAGAAGAGGAAAGCUUAUUGGCAUUGUCCGAACAUAUUUUAUUUAAUGGACAUCCUACUACCAAAGAUGCUCUGCUUGAAAUACCAGAACCUGUACAGCCUCCACUAGAUGAUACACCGUCCUCAGUAAUGCAAGACAUUUGGGAUAAUUUUAAAAAUUAUCAAGCCCAUAAAGAAAAACUGGAUAAUAUGCUCAUUGGAGAUGUAGACUUGAAAGUUGACCAACCCUACAUUCCUGAUAUUCCAAUACCUAAAUUGGAAGUAGAAGUAGAAGAAGUUAUUGGCGCCGAUGAAGCAUUGUUAGACCAUGAUUAUUGUAGGAAUGCUGAAGAAGCUCCAACAGCAGACUCAAUUCUGGAAGUUAUGCCUGCCUUGGAAGCAAAAGAAAGUACCGAACACAACUAUUGCUACCAAAAUGAAAAUGCAAAAGCUGAGGGCACGACAGCAUCAUCUGUUAUUCCUUCAGGAACAAGUUUCCCUGUGGAAGAUACAAUAAAACCUAGUUCUCCUAUCAAAAGAAGUUUAUCCAGCUCUUCUAGUAGCGAUAGUGAUUCCAGUUGUGCUUGCGGAUCUAGUUGCUCCUGCUCAGACAGUAGCUCAGACAAUUCAAGUUCAAGUUCAGACAGUUCGAAUUCUGAUAGUUCGAGCGCAGAAGGAAGAAAAAAACAACAGCAAAGGCGUCUCAAGCGAAGAGAAAAAAAUAAAGCUCUGAAAAAGGUAAAAAAAGAAUCACCUGCGGAUACAGACAUAAAAUUGGAUAUUUUACCACCAAAUCCAUCUACGGUACCAUUUGAGGCGCCAAUUCAUGAAAGUGACUUAGAGACAACCGAAACUGAUACAGAUGAAGAAUUUUAUGACAGAGAACCACAUAAAAUGGCGAAAAAAUUUUUAGAAGAGAAACGUGCUCAACUAUUAGCAGAAGCUGGACCUAACGUGGUGCCAAACGGAUCGUUUAUUGAGAGCACGAGUAGACCUCCUACUCCACCAGCUGGAAGCCUCCUGGAAGAAAAACAACCUAAAAAGAAAAAGAAGAAACGCAAGAAACGAAAAAGCGAGAAAAAACCGCCUGAGAGAGAACCAACCUUUUCAUUCAUGGAAGAGACCGAGGUUCCUGUACCGCCUCCAUCUAUACCAUACUAUCAACAAUUCCAUCAAACAGGAAAUAUAUUGCCUACUGUAGAACCCGUAAGUUUAUCAGUAACCGGGAAUUCACCUGUUACGCCUCAAAUGUCAUCCCAGACAAGAGAAUCUCUAAGUUAUACUAAUCAAGAAUCCACUACAUCCGAUAGUAGUAUUCGCGCUUCCAAACGUAGGAGAGUGCCAAAUAAAUUUUAUGGAUAUUCUAGUGAUGAGGAAGGAGGCAAAGGUCCUAGUGCGAAAAGAAUUAGAGUAGAAAAUAAUCGAACAAUCCCAGCACCACCUUCGCCCAUGUUGGUUCCACCAAUAACCAUCAAGAAUGUACCACCUCGGUUGCCCGCACAAAAGCGUUUUCCAUUGGUAAAACCUAUUAAAUUGAAAUUACCAAAGCUAGAUACGUCAAUAAAUCAUGGGAAGUUUAGUCAUGGGAAGCGUCAAAGGCCCGUUCCAAUGGUAGCGCCAAUUCGUUUACCGAACCCUAAUAAAUUCAUUCCUCAACCAAACGACGAUAGUUCAACUGAAUCUUAUGAUUCUGAUUUGGGCGACGUACCUUCACAACCCCCAAGAAUACUUACAGAACCACCUCGAGAACCACCUAGACUGCCGAAGCCUCAACUAUAUUGUUAUUGUAAAUGUCCUUAUGAUGAGGUAUCGGAGAUGAUAGGAUGUGAUUCAAGUGAUUGCCAAAUUGAAUGGUUUCACUUUGAAUGUGUGUCAAUUAUGGUACCACCCAAAGGACAGUGGUUUUGCCCGGAUUGCAGAAAAAAGAAGCAGCAACACAACACAUAUAAUAAUUCACUAUAACACGGUAAUCUUUUAGUUUUUUUUCUUCGACUUCUUUUCUUUUUGAAAACUCACACAUAGAAUUGUUAAAUAUUAAUAUUGUAAUUUAAGCGUACAUAAGAGGCAAAAUUUUCCAAAAUUCGUACUUAAGUCAUACUAAAUUCUUAUGUAUAGGUAGUUUCUUAUUUUUGUAAGAAUUUUAAAAUUUUACAUGUGUUUGUUUUAUUAUUGUUGUUAACAAUUUUAAUAUCAAAUAAGUCUAAACAUAAGUAUUUAUAAAAACACUAGAAGCUGUAAUAAUAUUUUUGUUUAAAUUGUUGAUUUAUUUAUUUAUUUUAUUUUUUUCAAGUAGUAUAUGUAUGUAUAUAAUUGGAGGCAUAAUAAUUAUAUUUGUCCAUAUGACAGGAAUCGGAUAGGGUGAUAAACGUAAUUGUUUGGUUUAGGUACUACUUGAAGCAGAAUUUCAUUUUAAUUUAUUAUUUUAAGAUAAAUGUUUCGAAAACAAUAAUUGGUAAAAAACAUUCGCUCAAUUAUUUAUUUUAUAAUCUUUAAGUUGAAAACACAAAUAACAAACGUUAUUUUUCAAAAUACAAUGGUAUUUAUUCAUGAGCUUUAUGACUACCUAUAUCUAGCUAAAGAAAAAUUACAACAGUAAAACCCAGAAAAACACUAUACCAGCCAAAUCAAUCAAUAUAAACUUGAUGUCAAAACAAAAACUGUUGACAAACAGAAGAGUGUUUCAUAUUGGCCCUAGAAACAAAAAUCUUACUAAAUUUGAAAAAUAAAUUAUACUAUAGACUUUUAUAAGAGAAAAUGGAGGGGCUACUGUAAAUAUAGCUACUUCAUUGAGAGAUCACAAAGUGCCACCAACAAAAUUGAAAUCUCUGGAAAGAACGGCAAAUACAAUGAUGUCAGGAUCCAUUUAGGAUGAUUUUGAAUAAUAAUCGUAUUUUUUUUUUUUUUUUUUUUUCGAAACAUUCAAUUUGUAUUAAUGCGAAUCACAAACUCGUUAAAUGGAAUGUUUAAAGGGGGUGUGCGCCAAAAAAAACAACUUCACCUCAAAAAAAAAAUCUAAGAAUAACAGUGAAAACCGCAUUCCUCUAUGACAAUUGACGGCUUUAUGAAGAUACCGCGUCUCACCUUAUGACGUCACGAGAGCUCAAGCGCUGCACGAGAUAGUGAAGUGUAUUGAAUUUACAUAUUUUUUUCCUGUGCCACCUGCAAUCAUCUAAACAAAAGCUACUGACGCAUGCCGGGAACAACCAAAUGGAGAGCUGGGAGUAACGACAAAAAAAAGUUACUUUACUUUAACGAGUUACUGAAAGUAACGCGUUACUUGGUAAUUUCGUUACUUUUCAGAUUGAUUGAUAAGUAACUGUAACGAAGUUACUUUCCUGAAGUAACGCUGUAAGUAACGCGUUACUAGUUACUAUGAAAGUAGCUCGUUCUCUCAAUUUGUUUAUCUUCUUUACAAAUAAUUGACGAGUGAGGAAAAGGAAAAUAAGUAAUCCAAAAACUUUGUACAUCAAAUAAAAUGUUGGUAGUACAGAAAAUUUCUUUUGAAAGCUCAAAAUAAUCGUUUUUGGGCGUACCACGCGCCGCCUCUGCUCUAAGGACACUAUAGGGGUUUUCGAGCGCUUGACCGGUAAAUACCAUUUACUGUGGGUAUUUACCAAUUUAAUUUAAGCGGUUCGAUAAUUCGUGGUCAUGACCUAAAAAUGGCUAAAAACGAGCCCUUGGUCUUCGUUGUGACGUUAUUCUUCGACAUUGACAAGCAGCGGUAUUUACCAGUAUUUACACAACUUUCGACCUGUUUUUCACCUACCACCAUUUCUGUUAUUCUGUUGAUUACAAUUGACUUACAUUUGAAAAAAUUAAUGGUGAACGUUUCUUUUUCUUUUUUGUUUAUUUUGUUAUUUGCAAUUUGCAUUUGCGGUUGUGUUAGUCCAGUGGUCCAGUCCCAGUUUAAGUAUUUUAAAUUUGUAAUUUAAAUAAUCAUCAUGGAUAGAAGAGAAAGGUUCCAAAUCCUCUUGAACUAUGGGGGAAAAGAUAUUCAACGUCGACGAUAUGGAUACAGCCCAAGGAUCACUAAAUGCAUAUUCAUCUUUGAAAGAAACGAGCGAACCAGAAAAUAGAAAAUUAAUUGGAAAAUAAUAAAAAUAUAAUUGUUUGGUUAGAGCUUAAAAUGUAAACAAAUACAGGGGGAUUAAGGGGAAGGGAGAAGCAGACAAAUUUGACAAAUCAAAACCAAAAUGAUAACCAACUAAUUUCAAGCGUUCUGGAAGUGCUUUGACCAUAAACUGUCAAACAAACGUCAAAAAAGUGUGACCCAGGACAACCAAGGGCAUGACUGCGGUAUUUACCGGUCAAGCGCUCGAAAACCCCUUAUAUGCAGACACUGGGACACUUCAAAGAGCAGGUUUGUCCAAAAUCAAGUGCUCUAUUCAGUCGCUUAAUCCUUAAUCCGUUUCAAUUUUGCAAGAAUACUCUUCCACAUAGUCGGACUCACAAACUAAAAACAUAUUGGCAUUUCGUAUAGGUCUUAGGACUGCUGUGUUGGUGAGUCAAAUUAAGAAAUAACGCAAUUUUCGACGUAAAUAGUUAUUUUUGAAGUAACGCGUUACUUUAAAAGUAACGAACUACUUUUAAAGUAAAGAAGUUACUUUCAAAGUAACGAAGUUACAGUAACGCGUUACUUUCCAAUAAGUAACGGAAAUAAAGUUAUCAUUAUUCGAAAGUAACUGUAAAUUUUAAGUAACGAGUUAUUUUUAAGCAAAAGUAACUGUAAAGUAACGCGUUACUUUUUUCAAGUAACGAUCCCAGCUCUGCUUUAAGGUGAUGGUUUAUCAUAGAAUAAUGAGGUUUGAACAGUUAUUCUUGGAUUUUUUUACACUAUAGCAUUAAUUUUUGGCGCACACCCCCUUUAAGAAGGAUGUAAUUAUAAUUAUAGAGGAAUUCGUAUUACUAGGUUUGCCUCAUAAUAAUUGUAAAGAUCUUCAAAUGACAUGAUAGGAUUGUCAAAUCUAUGUACGUUGUUGUUUGGGUCCUUUUUUCAAAUUUUAAUGAAAAAAAUUUAAGUUGUAUAUCAAUGCUAAACGAUGUAUCAUAAAAUCAAUACAUGAUGGAAAUCAUUUUGUUCUAAUCGAAAGAAUAGCAAUAGGAAUAUUUUCAAUGGAAUUGAAAUUGAACGAUACGCAGAACGUUUGCUGAACAAAAUAAUGAUUUUGCUGUCAAAUUUUUACCAAUUUUUGAGGCAUUUUUAAGUCGUGUACUACAGUGAUUAUCAAAAAUAGCUAUCAGUCUACUUGUGUAAACACUAGUGUAAAAAACUUACAUUUCUAGGAGUUAAUCUCCUUUUGCUACUAAAGGUCGUAGGUGCACCUACACCUAGAGAAUCGUUUUUCCUUAGUAAAGAGUAGUCGUAAAGAUCGCAAGUUUUUGCCAUUAUUUGCCAUCCAUUUUCAGGUUUAUCGCCAACAGUAGUUAACCUCCAUACUAUUUAUUUAUUUUUUUUCAAAUUGAUUUAUAAUGAUCUACAACAAACAAUGGCAACUGGCACUUUAUUUCUGGAAUAUAAAAGUAUAGCUUUUAAUCUUGGUUAUUAAAACUACUUGAAAACGAAGUUUUGAUUAUUAAAGAAAAGCUAGGUAAUGUUUUUUUUAAAGAAAAGAUUAUUGUUUUCGACAAACAUUCCUAUAAUACACUGACCAAAACGAAAAAGGAGCCACUUCUGAACAUGUUCGUAGUUUUUAACGACAUUAUUAUGUCUUUUUUAUUCAAAUAUAGUCUGUUCCAACACGUCAAAAACCGUCCAUGAACGAUUUGGGAACCAAAUUUUGGCCUUUGCGCAGAAUCGUGACGGUACAUUGUAAGGUUUUGCUGCGUUGGAACCUCGGUUGGAACAAAGCUUAUGUGAGAGCAAAUUUACAAACUUGUAAUUUUUUAUUGAAUAAGUAACAAACAAACCGUGAUAAAAACAAUCUUUUUGGUUUCAUAUGGAACUACGUGUCUUAUGGAAAACCGACAAUAUUUUUUUUAAUGCAAUAAAUAAAUUAUUUUCAAAAUACCCCAGAGUAGCUCCUUUUCUGUUUUGAUUACUGUAUAUUUUUUUUUAUACAAUAUUGAUAUUAAAAUUGAGUGAAUGAAUAAUUUGAUGUUCAUUUUAUUGUAAAUACGUUAUUUGAAUUUUUGUGGUACCUGUCUACCUGUAAAUUUUUGUGCUAUAGAAAAUAUUGUACCUUGUUUUGCACAUAAUCUUUUAAAAUGUUUUUUUUUUUAUUUUGUAAAUUAUUUUUUAUUUAAGUUUAGAACUACUUGUUCAUUUUUCUUUUAAAUUAAGCUAAGGUUAUAGUGGAUGAAGUUUCUGACGAACUGCUUUUCGAAUUGUUCGUCAGAUAGCAAUGGUAAUAAUAUAUGCGUAUGUAUUUUGUUCCGAUCAAUUAUUUUUUUGCAGUGCGCCGUUCUUUAACCAAAUUCAACGAUGAAUACCAAUAAUAAUAAAUUUAAAGAAUAUAACCAGUCCAAAGGUAGGAAAAAGAAAAGUCCUUUCUCUCACAAGAAUUUUUUUAAAGUUUACUGGAACCAUGGUUUUGAUGAAGGCCUAGUGCCAGAUUUACCAAUUUUCCGCCGUAUGUGUGUUUAAAAAGGCCGCCCUCAUGUUGGCAGGAGUGGCGCUUGCCUCAGAAAUCUGGGGGGCCAAAAAGAUACAGGACACGAACAGUGGCCUAUGCGUAGCCAGCCUUUUGGGUGGCGGAGGCGGCAAACUCAUAAGGAACGCCAGGAAUAAAUGAAGCCCGCCACCAGACCAGAAAAAUCACCCCAGGUGUCAGGCCCAAACAUGUUUACUUCGAGCCUUCAAAAUUUGUUGUCUGUACUACCUACAUUUUAUUACACUUGGUACACAGUAUUAUGAUCUGUGUGUAUUCUUUUAUUUAUAAUUUUCUUGGUAGGUAUUUGUUUUUUGUGCUUUGUUAUUUGUUAUAUUAUUGUUCAAAUUAUAAAGAUCCAACGCGAAACAGAACCGCGUUUCACGUUGGAUCUUUGGCUUUCUUUUCUUGUGUAUUUUUUAUCUUUUCCUGGUUAUUUUUUGAAAUUUUGCCGCCUUACGCCUGUGCUUAAUUUGCAUAAUAUAGGGAAAUAUGGAACAUUGAAGGGAGCAUAAUCAAAGCUCCCAAAACCGGCAAAUUAAAAUAAUAUUCUUGUGAGAGAAAAAAAGUUUUUCUUGUUCGUAUCUCUGGAUCAUUAUUAAGGCGACAUCGUUGAUAUUCAAUGAAUUAUAAACCCCUUUAUUAACAAUUUUACUUAUAUCUCUGUAUCAUUUAAAUUGACCUCGCUGGUUGCGUCGGCCAUUCUCCAGUUAGAAAUAUGAGAGUGACCACCCCAGCAAAGCUGAUGUUGAAAGACCAUUACCUCAAUACUCUGUAUAGCCAAUAGCCAAAUCAAAAUACUCAAAAAAUUCCAUUGAAUAUAUUUAAUUUUUUGUCAUCCACUAUAAUUGUAGCCUUAGAUUGUAUUAAGCCAAAUUAGCUGCAAAUUAUGUAAAUAAAGCCCCUCUGUAAUAAUA
Molecule: messenger RNA, 11362 nt
Organism: Ceutorhynchus assimilis (cabbage seed weevil)
Lineage: Eukaryota; Metazoa; Arthropoda; Insecta; Coleoptera; Curculionidae
Source: the annotation of a GenBank genome assembly